GAGAAAUGUUGAGGAACUAUGAGCAUAUAACAUGAGCUUCUUUUUCCCAGAAAUGAAGGCUUCUCAGUACUUUUCAAUGUCUCUAUUUCUUCUAAUUCUUCUUAUCUCAUGUCCUUGGCUGAUAUCAGCAAAUCCCCAUCUCAAUAAUUUUCUUGGUUGCCUUGAUUCGUUUUAUUCCAAUGACAUCUCUAAGGUAAUUUACACCCAAAAUAAUGCCUCUUAUUCAUCUGUAUUGAACGCUACCAUUCAAAAUCUCAGAUUCUCAACUCCAACCACAUCAAAACCCUUGGUCAUCGUAACACCAUUGCAAACUUCUCAUAUCCAAGCAACAAUCCGUUGUUCAAGAACAAAUGGCCUGAAUCUUCGAAUUCGGAGUGGUGGUCAUGAUUUUGAAGGCCUUUCAUAUGUCUCUCAAGUUCCUUUUGUUGUUCUUGAUUUGACCAAUUUUCGAUCAGUUAAGAUCGAUGUAAAGAACAAAGUAGCAUGGGUUCAAUCUGGUGCAAUUCUUGGUGAGUUUUACUCUGAAAUUGCUAAAAGAAGUAGAACCCUUGCUUUCCCUGCUGGUAUUUGCCACACUGUGGGCGUUGGUGGGUACUUAAGCGGCGGAGGAUAUGGUUUAUUGUUACGAAAAUACGGUCUUGCAGUGGAUAACGUAAUUGAUGCUGUAUUUAUUGAUGUUAAUGGAAGGAUUUUGAAAAGAAAAUCCAUGGGAGAAGAUCUAUUUUGGGCCAUUCGAGGUGGUGGAGGAGGGAGCUUCGGAGUCGUCCUUUCAUGGAAAGUAAAGCUGGUUUCAGUUCCUUCAACAGUGACGGUUUUCACCAUUAGAAAGACCCUAGAAGAAAAUGCGACGAAUCUGGUUCAUCAAUGGCAAUCAGUAGGCCACAAGCUUCCUGGUGAUAUAUUCUCAGCUGUAACAAUGAGAAAGGUGAAUCGAAAUGGUAAACCAACGAUUCUAGUUGCUUUCAGCUUCUUUUUUCUUGGUGAAACUAAUGCAUUGAUUACAUUGAUGAAAGCUGGAUUCCCAGAACUGGGACUAAAGAAGGAACAUUGCACUGAAAUGAGUUGGAUUGAAUCGAUUCUUUAUUUUGGGCAAAUCCAGAACAAAUCUAUCGAUGUUUUACUUGACAGGAGUUACAAAUCACCUCUCAAUGCUCCAUGGUUCAAAACAAAAUUAGAUUACGUUAAAAACCCAAUUCCAAAAGCUGGAUUCGAAAAGAUUUGGUCUAAGCUUUAUGAAGAAGAUGCAGAAACAGCAGCCAUGGCUUUCAUUGCUUAUGGAGGAAAAAUGGCGGAAAUCCCAGAAUCUGCAACCCCAUUCCCACACAGAGAUGGAAACUUAUACCAUAUUGCGUACACAGUGGGGUGGGAUGGAGAAGAAAACACCAAGUCCCAAAGGUAUAUGAAUUGGAUAAGAAAGUUUUACAGCUUUAUGACACCUUUUGUUUCGAAAUCUCCACGGGGAGCAUACGUUAAUUACAGAGACGAUGAUAUUGGAACCAACAACAAGAAGGGUGAAACAAGUUAUGCAAAAGCAAGUGUUUGGGGACGAAAAUAUUUUAAGAAUAAUUUUGAUAAGUUAAUUUACAUAAAAACAAAGGUUGAUCCACAUAAUUUCUUCAAGCAUGAGCAAAGCAUUCCGGUGUCAGUCUAAGGGUUUUGUUGAUGGGAGUAGCCCUGGAGUACGUUUACAUCAUUUCUGGUGUGUUGUGUAGUCUUCAGGGGUCUUCAUCCACGCCAUUUGAGUUUGUAUUUGUGGGUUAAUUGUUUUUAUUUCAUUAAUAAUAAUAAACUUUGAUUUCUGAAUCUA
Messenger RNA from Gossypium raimondii (Peruvian cotton), 1807 nucleotides. RefSeq names its product berberine bridge enzyme-like 18. The record is from RefSeq and is a predicted model, not a curated record. The transcript has a single exon. Gene Ontology annotation, molecular function: oxidoreductase activity; FAD binding. Lineage: Eukaryota; Viridiplantae; Streptophyta; Magnoliopsida; Malvales; Malvaceae. Bases 32 to 1651 code for a protein of 539 amino acids.